AUACUACCGGUUUAUAAAUAGAUAUUUUUAUUUAUGUAUGUAUGCUCAUGUGUAUGUUAAGUGUACAGUUUCGAUAUUAUAUUAAGGAGUACAUCAUUUUCUCUUAAAGUUACUGGAGAUAGUUGACGAUGCCCAUUAAAAACUUAGAUGACGGCACCGGCGAGAAGAUUAGAGUUCUAGAAGUGGACGGUUAUUACGCUCCUACGUUUGAUCAGGUAUUUCAGAACCAAGAGGAAGAUUUCAGAACUAUUCCAACAUGGAAAAUCAAGCCAGGGGACGUAUUUAUUUGCGCUUACCCAAAAGCAGGCACCCAUUGGUUGUGGGAAAUUACGUCAAUGUUGGUGAACCAAUCAGCGGACAGAGUGAAAUUGAUUAAGGAGACGUCCAUGUUAGAGGGUGUAACACAGACCAUGUUUGACAAUGUUGCUAGUCCUCGAGUUCUAAACACACAUCUACCACUUAGACUUCUGCCAAAAGACAUACUGAAAAUGAAUUCUAAAAUUAUUUUUGUUCAACGAAAUCCAAAAGAUAUUUGUGUGUCAUUUUAUAAUCAUCAUAAGAAAAUAAUAGAGUAUGAUUACGAUGGGAAAUUCGAGAACUACGUGAAGAGAUUUUUAAAUGGUUUAGUGGACUAUGGAUCGUGGUUUGACUAUACAUUGGACUGGGAGAAAGUAAUCAACGAUAAUCCUGGAUAUCCUUUCCAUGUGAUGAGUUAUGAAGAUAUGAAAACAGACAGCAUUGGCGAGAUAACAAAAAUCAGCGAGUUUCUUGGUCUUAAAAGCGACCCUAAACUUAUUUCUGAAAUAGCGGAAAAGUGUGACUUUAGUAACAUGAAAAAGGAAAAGGAUCCAUUAGAAAAUGCGUCUGAAUGGAAAGAUGGGAAACCAGGAAUGUACCGAAAAGGUCAGAUUGGAGACUGGAAAAACUGGUUUACGGUAGCACAAAAUGAACACUUUGAUGCUGUUUAUGAGGAAAAAAUGAAAGAGACUUCCUUCACAUACAGAUACAGUUAAUAUGUGAUGAUAUUCU
Ruditapes philippinarum (Manila clam) is the source of this 1029-nucleotide messenger RNA. RefSeq names its product sulfotransferase 1C2-like. The record is from RefSeq and is a predicted model, not a curated record. Lineage: Eukaryota; Metazoa; Mollusca; Bivalvia; Venerida; Veneridae. Gene Ontology annotation, biological process: sulfation. Gene Ontology annotation, molecular function: sulfotransferase activity. The transcript is spliced from 7 exons. The coding region runs from base 129 to 1013 and encodes 294 amino acids. Gene Ontology annotation, cellular component: cytoplasm.